This is a messenger RNA of Amoebophrya sp. A25, 166 nucleotides long. The record is from the annotation of a GenBank genome assembly. NCBI's taxonomy places the organism in Eukaryota, Dinophyceae, Syndiniales, Amoebophryaceae.
CCGGACAGUUCCGCGAGUACAACUACAUCAAGACAGAGACUACAAGAACCACAACUUCUUGAAGAAGGGCAGACCACGAAACAAAAGCCGCGAAAACGCUCAAUGUUGCCGGAUCUUGCACGAAGGUUCAUAAGAUGUUCUUCGACGAGGGCUAUCUCGAAAAAAG